This is a messenger RNA of Daucus carota subsp. sativus, 1067 nucleotides long. RefSeq lists its product as uncharacterized. The coding region runs from base 110 to 826 and encodes 238 amino acids. The record is from RefSeq and is a predicted model, not a curated record. NCBI's taxonomy places the organism in Eukaryota, Viridiplantae, Streptophyta, Magnoliopsida, Apiales, Apiaceae. The transcript has 5 exons.
UCCUGGCUGGGACAUAUUUUCUUCUGUUGCGAAGAUAAGAAGGAACAAAAGGGGCGACGAAGAAACCUAGUAACACUGUGCGAGUGUCCGAAGCGAGCACGAAGAAGACAUGUUACAAAUGUUACCCUCUUUUUGUUCUUGUCCUUGUAUUUCUCUUGGUCGUACUAAAAGUUACAAGCCUCUUCAAUCCUACAGUAGUUCAAGCGUAUCUCCUUCUCUUGUUAUUGAUGAAGUUCAGACAGCUACUUCCCAGCGGCCCCCUCUCGUUUCGCCUUGUCCCCGCCGUCUUAUUUUGCUCAGACACGCUCAUAGUUCUUACUCUUCUGCUUCUCUCCGAGAUCACGACCGACCUCUGAGCGAAGCUGGAGAAGCUGAUGCUAUCAAAGUUUCUCAGAAGCUUCAUCAGUUGGGCUGGGUUCCUGAAUUGAUUUUAUCUAGUGACGCAGUGCGAACAAGGGAAACACUCAAGUGCAUGCAGGAAAAAGUGAAAGAGCUGUCUGAAGCUGAGGUACAUUUCAUCUCGAGCUUUUAUUCUAUUGCAGCAAUGGAUGGACAGACCGCUCAGCACCUUCAACAAGCCAUCUGUAAAUAUGCACGAGAUGAGACACUUACAGUUAUGUGUAUGGGACAUAACAGGGGAUGGGAGGAGGCGGCCUCAAUGCUCUCAGGUGCCUCUAUCGAGCUGAAGACUUGCAAUGCUGCUUUGCUUGAAGCCUCUGGAAAUUCAUGGGAAGAGGCAUUUUCUUUGGCAGGGUUUGGUGGGUGGAAGCUACAUUACAUCGUAAAACCAAAUUCUAAUGUAGAUAAUAUCGGUCAGCUGUCCUGACAAUACUGACAACUCAAGUCAAUGAAGCUUGAGAAAGAGAGAGCAGGAGAGACAUGAAGAGGAGUUCACAUCAAUUUUUGUUGAUGCUUCUCAGUGAUGUAGUCUGGACAUGUUAUACAAUGCUGGUAUGAUUAGUAAAAUUUUAAUGUUGUGGAACAGAUUUUUAUGAUUAGAAUAGGUAGAUUUACAAACAUGUUUUUCCAGUAGUUUUCUUAAUUUAAACAUUUGCGGGUUGCUGCCA